Molecule: messenger RNA, 4068 nt
Organism: Silurus meridionalis
Lineage: Eukaryota; Metazoa; Chordata; Actinopteri; Siluriformes; Siluridae
Gene: dtx4a
Product: deltex 4, E3 ubiquitin ligase a
Exons: 9
Coding region: 291-2351 (686 amino acids)
Biological process (GO): protein ubiquitination; Notch signaling pathway
Cellular component (GO): nucleoplasm
Molecular function (GO): zinc ion binding; ubiquitin protein ligase activity
Source: RefSeq, a predicted model, not a curated record
GCCAUGAAAUCAGGCUCCAUCAUGUGACCAAUCCCCAAGUCAAUAUCAGCUUGAUCAGCUCAGCAAGUCGAGAGCAGCUAGCUAACUAGCUGUGCUGGAGAACUAGACACACACACACACACACACACACACACAGAGGCGCGCGGGCACGAAUGCACGAAUGCACCCAAGCUUUAUAAUAAAUAUAGAGGUGUCCGCUAUAGAAACAUGCCGUCUUUGGUUGUUUUGAAUUAUUUCGCAGCUAAACAGCACACAGGAUCUUAAUCAGGUUUGUGCGGGGACUGUGUGAGAUGUUGCUGGCUUCGGCGGUGGUGGUGUGGGAAUGGCUGAACGAGCACGGCCGCUGGAGGCCCUACAGCCCGGCUGUGUCGCAUCAUAUCGAAGCGGUGAUCCGCGGGGAGACGCGGGGCGCGGGGAGCGUCGCGCUCGGCCAGGUCGACUCCAGACUCUCGCCCUACAUCAUCGACCUGCACUCCAUGCACCAGUUCCGCCAAGACACCGGUACAUUGCGACCUGUGCGCCGGAGUUUCUAUGACCCGCGCUCGGCUCCAGGGCAGGGCUGGGUGUGGGAGUGGGAGAACGACUCGGGCACAUGGACGCCGUAUGAUACAGAAGUGGGUAUUGCCAUCCAAGCAGCUCGGGAGCGGCAGCAACCAUGGCUGGACCUGACGCCAAUCGGCUUCUGCUAUCUUAUCGAUCUACAGGGCAUGACUCAGAUCAACAGGCAGACACAGCGCCGACGUCGCAUUCAAAGACGCUGUGACUUGGCCUACCCUCUCGUCUCAGGCCCUCUGCCUAAGCCUCAUGCCUGGACAUCCAAUGGGAGUGCAGCACACUCAGGGAUGAGUGUGUCUGCAAUUGGAGGUGGAAAUGGAAGCGCAUACCCAAGUGGAGCCCUUCCUGCUUCAACCAUCACUUCUCUCGGUCAGCCUUGCUCUUGUCAGCAGUGCAUGUUGGUUUUGGGUGUGAAAACCACAAGCAUGGCACAGACUCUGGGUCGGAAAUCCAUGCCUCUGCCCAGGCCAAGGAGUCCAAAAACUGCUCAGCGGGGCCAUUCAUACUCGCUCACGCUACCACACAGGAACUCCACAACAGCUGGUGGGUUUGCACACUCGCUGUCCAUGCUAGACUCGGCCACUGCCGCUCUUUCUAUUUCCUCCAACCGUCCUCCUCCACCUGCUGUUCCUCCACCUCCUCCACCUUCCUCUACUCCUCAUACUACCUCUCCACCAAAUCAGACAUCCUCCAGUGCCCUCAUCUCCACAACUGCCACCUGUGCCCCAACCCCUUCAGCCCGAGUCCUAGGCCCCGUGUCUUCAGCAGCCUGUGCCGCCCCAGUGCCACCCCGUGCCAGCCUGGCAGGCCUCAGCCGUCCUGCACUGCAGAGGAUCGCCAUGGCACAGUCACGGGCACUUAUCGCCUCUGGAGUUCCAACAGUCCCAGUUAAAAACCUAAAUGGCUCCAGUCCUGUUCACCCAGCCUUGGCUGGCAUAACCGGCAUCUUGAUGAGUGCUGCAGGGCUUCCUGUUUGCUUGACCCGCCCUCCCAAAUUGGUGCUUCACCCCCCACCUGUAAGCAAAAGCGACAUCAAGCCUGUGCCAGGCCUUGGCCACUGCUGCCGCAAAACCACCAAGAAACAAGCGCGCAAAGGCAGAACUCCAGAGGAAGUCGUGAGGAGGUACCUGCAGAAGGUCCGCAACCCUCCAGAGGAGGACUGCACUAUUUGUAUGGAGGCUCUAGCAGGUCCCUCUGGUUACAAAGGCCCUGGCGUGGGUGGCAUUUCCCGGGCAGAGUCGGUCGGCCGUCUGUCUCAGUGCGGGCACCAGUACCACCUGCAAUGCCUAGUGGCUAUGUACAACAAUGGCAACAAAGACGGCAGCCUGCAGUGCCCCACCUGCAAGACCAUCUAUGGAGUGAAGACUGGCAACCAGCCACCAGGCAAGAUGGAGUAUCACGUUAUCCCGCACUCGCUGCCCGGGCACCCUGACUGUAAAACCAUCCGGAUUAUCUACAACAUCCCUCCUGGCAUACAGGGUCCUGAGCACUCAAACCCUGGCAAGCCCUUCACAGCGCGUGGAUUCCCCAGACAUUGUUACCUCCCGGACAGUGAGAAAGGCCGCCUAGUGUUGAAGUUGUUGCUGGUGGCAUGGGACCGCAGACUGAUCUUUUCUGUGGGAACCUCCAGCACAACUGGAGAGACUGACACAGUGAUUUGGAAUGAAGUCCAUCACAAGACUGAGUUCGGGUCCAACCUGACUGGCCACGGCUACCCUGACUCAGGCCACCUGGAUAACGUCCUGGAGGAGCUAAGGGCACAAGGUAUCGCUGAGGAAGACUGUCUGAGGGACUGAGAAAAUGCAAUGGAAAAGAUGUCCAAGUCUGGAUAUCAGAUUUGGGAAGCAACAGGAACUUAAAGACUUUUUUUUUUUUUAAGUUGAGAAUCCAGUGUUUAAGAUGAAACUUGGGGAACUAUAAAAAACUGGGCAAAGUCACAAACUCAUUCCAUGAGACUGUCUCUUUUGAUGCUCAAGAAAGCUUUCAAUCAAGAUUGUGACCCACUUCUGCUCUAGAGCCUAGCUCGCCAGAUUUGAGGACCUUGAGGUGGAAAGGGUUACAAACUAAUUUACUAUUGCUGGUGUCUGUUCAACAAUUUCUCGUAUUGUAGUUCUGUGAAGGGUACUCCACUCUGAGGUACUUCUGUGCAUGUAAGUAUAACAUUUGAUGGAACAAGUCCAUUUUUAUUUUUUUUGUUUUUGUUUUUUUUUACUCGACAGAGGCCCUCACGUUUUUUUGCUACGAAGCUCCAGUUGCCGUUUCAGAUGGAAUGUGAAUGUUUACUGCCCUCUAGUGGCACUUGAUUAUACAUUCCAUCCAUAAUCAUGGUACAGUCACUUGAUUUUUAUCAUGGAUUUCAUUUUUCACUUUUAUUUACACUACAAUUAUGAAUUACUUUUAUACUCGUUUUAAUUUCCGUUGUACCUUAUUUUGUUAUCGAUAUGUAGUUUAUAACUUAGAAGCCAAUGUUUUGGUAACAUUUGGGGUAAUAAAGCUAAUAAGUCUUUGUCUUGGGCUGUUAAACCUGUCCUUGGACAUUAAACACAAUCCACUUACAGUAUUGAUCAGUAUUAAAGCCAAGCUAUCAAUGUGGGAAUGGUGGUGGGUGGGGUCUUUGUGCAACGACAAAUGCACAAAGCGAGCUUUCAUCCUUACUCUUUAAUUCACAAAGCCACAUUAAAGCACGAGUUUACAAAAAAGAAAGUUUUAUCAUGAUUAGACACGCAACCAGAGAUGAAAUGUACAACAGCUGCCCCGACGCUAAAUUUAACCAUGUUUCGGAUAAAUGUGAUCUACGACAUGUCGGCCUUGUUUAGUGGUUUGACAUAGCGUCUUGUAACUCAAGACACUGUAUUGGUCACUGAGGAGCGGAGUUGACUACCAGCCUGGAGAAAAUCAGCUUGCUUUGGAACAUCUGGUCCUACUUUGUGGGUAGAUCUGUGCUGUGGUCUCCAGUUACUUUUCUAGUCAGUGAAUGGUAGGUCCACGAUGGACACGUUUACAAAAAAAAAAAAAAGUAUUGUUGUCAAGACAUUUGAGCAUGUGUGUACAUGCAAAUAUAAGCUUACAUUUAUAGUUGAAGUAUUACUGUGUGCUCUGUGUUUUCUGUACACAUGGUCUGUUUUUUUGCAUCGAGUGUUGCAGCAACUCAGUAAAGCAAGCACUUCUAACCUUUUUUUUUAAUUAUUAUUAUUAUUUUUACAUAUUUUUUUAGUCAUGUCUAGUCAAAAACAUAAGCUGUUUUUUUUAUUAUUAUUUGUACUGUGAAUUUUUACUCACCGAUUGCACUUGUAUUUUUUUUUUCCUUCAUGAUAGUUGCUCUGGUUAUUGCAGUCAAAAAAAAAUAAUCAGCCAAGAGGAAGCUGCAAAGAAACAGUGUUUGGAGCUAGAAAUAUUGUUGCUGUAUAAUAUAAACAAACAUGUACAGAAUAACUUGCAUAUUAAAAAAAAUAGCUGCUGGAAUACUGAAUGAAUAUUAAAAAGGAACAUCUGUGUAGGGUUUGUUCAUCUCAA